This is a messenger RNA of Telopea speciosissima, 3507 nucleotides long. RefSeq names its product pentatricopeptide repeat-containing protein At5g57250, mitochondrial. Bases 25 to 3357 code for a protein of 1110 amino acids. Gene Ontology annotation, molecular function: protein binding. The transcript is spliced from 2 exons. The record is from RefSeq and is a predicted model, not a curated record. Lineage: Eukaryota; Viridiplantae; Streptophyta; Magnoliopsida; Proteales; Proteaceae.
CGACAUCCAGUUCGAGGGGUUCGUAUGCUCUCCAUGAAGGAAGGAUUUGCAAACCUUAUUCGUCUCUCUUCAACUUUCUUCCCCAAUCGUCUCUUAAUUCAAAAUUUAACGAUGACUACAUCUACCAUUCUUGCCAAAAACUUCUCUUCUUCUUCUCCUCGAAACCUACCCGAAAUCCCAACGCUUCAGAACCUCUUGAAAAGAGGUUUUAGUCCCACCCUGGAAUCCUUCAACCAAUUCCUUGAGUUCCUCUCUGAAAACCAACGAUUCAAAUCUGUUCUUCACUUGUUUUCACAGAUGAAAUUGAACAAAAUAAGCGGCAACUCUGGUACUCACUCAAUCGUGGUGCGGGCUCUACUCGAAGAUAGGAGAUUUGAAGAAGCUGAGAUUUUCGUGAUCCAAUUGGGAAAAGAAGGGUUUCAUUCCAGAAAUGGUAUAUGGGAUUCUCUAAUUCAAAGCCUCUGCGUUGCUGGAAAAAACCCAGAAAAAGCAUUUGCUCUCUUGCGGGAUUGCUUAAGAAAUCACGGUAGUUUGCCUACUUUCUCCACCUUUUCGUCAUUGAUUCACAGUUUUAGUUCUCUGGGUAAGAUGGAUAGAGCUAUUGAAGUCUUGGAGAUGAUGACAGAUGAGAAAAUUGGACACCCAGUUGAUAAUUCCAUUUGUAGUUCAAUAAUUUCAGGGUUUUGUAGAAUUGGAAAUCCAGAGCUCGCAUUAAAGUUUUAUGAGAAGGUUGAGAAAAUUGAAACUUUUCGGCCUAAUGUUGUAACAUAUACGGCUCUUGUGAGUUCACUUUGUAUAGAGGGUAGAGUUAAGGAGGUUUCUGACUUGGUUUGUAGAAUGGAGAAGGAAGGAAUUGUUUUAGAUGCUGUCUUUUACAGUAGUUGGAUUUGUGGGUUUUUUAGCGAAGGGGUCUUACAGGAGGCUUUUCAGAAGCAUAAGUUAAUGGUAGAGAGUGGAAUAAAGCCCGAUAUAGUUAGUUACACCAUUCUUAUUGAUGGGUUCUCAAAGGAAGGGAAUGUGGAAAAGGCAGUUGGGUUCUUAAAUGAGAUGAAAAAGGUUGGAGUGGAACCUAAUUUGGUCACUUAUACUGCAGUCGUCCGCGGUUUUUGCCAGAAAGGGAAAUUGGAUGAGGCAGUCAGUGUGUUUAGGAAGUUGGAAGAACUGGGAAUUGUAGCAGAUGAGGUAAUGUACUCGACCCUGAUUGAUGCAUUUUGUAGGAAAGCAGAUUUUGAUCAAGUUUUCAGUUUGCUUGAUGAAAUGGAGAAGAAGGGGAUUAUUACUGGAAUUGUCACAUACAACACUGUGAUUAAUGGCUUGUCCAAAGUUGGGAGGACAUGUGAAGCGGAUGAGAUCUCAAAGUGCAUAUCUGGUGAUAACUUUACAUACAGUACAUUGUUACAUGGUUACAUUGAGGAAAAGAAUGUAGAGGGGGUCUUGAAAACAAAGAUGAGAUUGGAAGAGGCUGGUGUUAAGAUGGAUGGCGUCAUGUGUAAUGUACUAAUUAAAGCACUAUUUAUGACAGGUUUGGUGGAAGAUGCUUACAUGAUUUUCAAGGAGAUGCUAGAGAUGGGUUGGCAUGCUGAUUCUGUUACUUAUUACACAAUGAUUGAUGGCUACUGUAAAGUUGGUAGGAUCAAUGAGGCACUUGAGAUAUUUGAUGCCUAUAGGACUUCAUUGUUUCCUGAUGUGGUGUGUUAUAAUUGUAUUAUUCGCGGGCUCUGUGAGAAUGGCAUGUUAGAUAUGGCAAUUGAAGUAUUUACCGAACUCAUUGAGAAAGGUCUGCCUCCCAGUAAAGCUACCUAUAUGAUGGUGAUAAGAUCACUGUUUAAGCAAGGGAAUGGACAAGGAGUUUUGAAUUUUCUUUAUGGGAUUCAGAAAUUAGAACCAGAAAUAUAUGGUGACGUAUGCAGUGAUGCUGUUCACUUCUUGUGCAAGAGAGGUUGUGCUGAGUCUGCAUUUGAUGUGUAUAUGAUGUUGAAGAGUAAAAACUUUGGCGUGACAAGCAUUUGUUACUAUUCAAUUCUUAAAGGGCUUAUUACCAAAGGAAAUAAUUGGCUUCAACCAGUGAUGAUGAAUGCCUAUCUUAAAGAUUAUGGAUGGUCAGAGUUCAGAUUUUGCAAGAUUCUAGUUCGUUACUUAUGUAAGAAGGAUGUAAUACUAGCUCUUCGGUUUCUUGACACGAUGAAGAAAAAGGAUAUGUGUGUCCUUGAUCCAUUCCCAGUUGUUGAAACGCUUGUAGAGCAAGGAAGAAUUACAGAUGCGUAUAAACUCAUCUUGGAAGUUGGAGAUCAGACUCUUCUGAAUGUAGUUGCUUAUUCUAUUGUGAUCGAUGGACUUUGUAAAUCAGGGUAUCUCAAUAGGGCCUUAGAUCUGUGUGACACCAUGAAAAAGAAAGGAAUAGCACCUAAUAUUGUCACUUACAAUUCAGUGAUUUAUGGAUUGUGUCAGCAGGGAUGUCUUAUUGAAGCACUUAGGCUAUUUGAUUCAUUGGAGAAAGUCAAUUUGGUCCCAACUGAUAUCACAUAUGGUACACUUAUCAGUGCUCUAUCUAAAGAAGGGUUCCUUCUAGAUGCCAAACAGUUGCUUGAGAGGAUGGUUCUGAAUGGUUUCAUUCCAAAUACACGUGUUUACAAUUCAUUGAUUGAUGGGUAUUGCAAGCUUGGGUCAAUGGAAAAGGCCUUGGAGCUGCUUCUUGAUUUGGAAAAAAGUUGCCAUCAGCCGGAUGCAUUUACUGUCAGUGCUGUGAUUAAUGGCUGUUGCUGUAAAGGUGACAUGGAAGGGGCCCUUGGAUUCUACCUUGACUAUAAAAGGAAAGGAGUCUUACCUGAUUUCAUUGGUUUCAUUUAUUUAUUAAAAGGGCUUCUUGCUAAGGGAAGGAUGGAAGAGGCUAGGAAUAUAUUGAGAGAGAUGCUUCAGGUCCAAUCUGUUGUGGAGCUGAUAGAUAGAGCUGCAGCUGAGAUUGAAACAGAAUCAAUAGGAAAUAUUCUUGUUUUUUUAUGUGAGCAAGGAAGUAUUCGAGAGGCCAUCAGUGUCCUUAAUGAAGUUGGCUCUCUGGUUUACCCUUUUGGGAGGAGGUCUGGUGCCAUCGGAGGAUCACAAAAACUAGAGAAGCCACACAAAGACUUGUUUGAUAAUGUUGUUGCGGAGUCUUUGACCUCCUUAUGUACAACUGAUUUGGAUUUGGAAUUGUUAGAGGGGAAAGGAAAUGGGGUGGCAGAUAAUUUAGUGACAAAGCACUUGUUUUUUGACUUUGAUGCUUACUAUGCCCUUGUUGCAUCCCUCUGUUCGAAAGGAGAGCCACAAAAGGCUAAUAGAGUUGCAAAAGAAAUGAUUUUGUACUCACAGAAGGGUUGUUGAUUAAAUUUCUAAUGAAGCGUUGACUCCUGGAUCGAUCUGGAGCUUUCUUUCUGAGGCUAUGCUGACACUGCCCAUAGGAGGAUGUUAAAAGAAAUCUUAGACUGUAUGGACCCUCAGACUUCGAUUCAAGUAUUGUUCCUACAUUUUAUU